This is a messenger RNA of Coregonus clupeaformis (lake whitefish), 988 nucleotides long. RefSeq names its product chromobox protein homolog 3. The record is from RefSeq and is a predicted model, not a curated record. The coding region runs from base 105 to 674 and encodes 189 amino acids. The transcript is spliced from 5 exons. NCBI's taxonomy places the organism in Eukaryota, Metazoa, Chordata, Actinopteri, Salmoniformes, Salmonidae. Gene Ontology annotation, biological process: negative regulation of transcription by RNA polymerase II; chromatin organization. Gene Ontology annotation, molecular function: chromatin binding. Gene Ontology annotation, cellular component: pericentric heterochromatin; nucleus.
GCGCGCAGCAGCAACAUAUAUUCUGCACCACACGCGGGUGACAACGAAGACGCUUGUUCCUUUUCCGUCGUACAUUCUGCAUCAGCGUGUUCUUGAUUUGGAAGAUGAAAACCUCCUCCCCUCUUGCUUUGCAGCCUAACAUGGGUAAAAAGCAGAAUGGCAAAGGGAAGAAGGAGGUGCUGGAGGCAGAGCCGCCAGAGGAGUAUGUUGUGGAGAAGGUGAUGGACCAGCGCAUCGUCAACGGGAAGGUGGAAUUUUUCCUCAAGUGGAAAGGAUUUACAGAAGCGGAUAACACUUGGGAGCCAGAGGAUAACCUGGAUUGUCCUGAGCUGAUUUCAGCCUUCCUGGAAGCCCAGAAGAACGUGGUGGAGAAGCCUGACUCCAACAAGAGGAAGUCCUCAACAGAUGAGCCAGAGACGGAGGAAAGCAAAGCCAAGAAGAAGAAGGAUGUGAGUGACAAGCCACGGGGCUUUGCCAGGAGCCUGGACCCAGAGAGGAUCAUUGGUGCAACCGACAGCAGUGGAGAACUUAUGUUCUUGAUGAAGUGGAAAGACUCAGACGAGGCGGACCUGGUCCCGGCCCGCGAGGCCAACACCCGCUGCCCUCAGGUGGUCAUCUCCUUCUAUGAGGAGAGGCUGACCUGGCACUCCUGUCCUGAGGAUGAGGCGCAAUAGCACCCCUUCCUCACCCAGCUGAUGUCCCCUGUGUGCCCCCCUGACCUUCGACCUCUAUCCUGUCCCUGAUCCUGCCUCUCAGGACUGUUCUCCAUGUCUCCUCUCGCCCCAUGUACUUUUUUGACAUUUACAAUAUGUUUAGCCAUAGUGUUAGUGCAGAGCAGUCGGGUGGAAGCCUGUGCUUUAGUACAUACUUUAGUGAUAGGACAACAUUGUUUACUGGGAAAGGGACUGAGGAGGAUGCAGAGAAAUGGGUAGGAUGUAGAAAUAAUGGGAUGGGCGAUUUGUCGCUUUUCAUGGACCUGUUCCUCAAA